Molecule: messenger RNA, 4587 nt
Organism: Condylura cristata (star-nosed mole)
Lineage: Eukaryota; Metazoa; Chordata; Mammalia; Eulipotyphla; Talpidae
Gene: RPRD1A
Product: regulation of nuclear pre-mRNA domain containing 1A
Exons: 7
Coding region: 181-1119 (312 amino acids)
Biological process (GO): mRNA 3'-end processing
Cellular component (GO): RNA polymerase II, holoenzyme
Molecular function (GO): RNA polymerase II C-terminal domain binding
Source: RefSeq, a predicted model, not a curated record
GUGACGUCACUGCCGGCCAGGAGCCAUCUUGCUGGUUUGCUGCCGCUUUCGGAUGUAGCGGCCGCGGUGGUGAGGGCGUGGGGAAGGGUGGGGUGAGGGGGCGAGGCCCCGGCGAGGGCGGCGAAACUCUCCUCCCCUCAGCUCCACCGCGUGGGACGGCGAGAUCGCGGUGUCGGAGGGAUGUCCGCCUUCUCUGAGGCGGCGCUGGAGAAGAAGCUGUCGGAGUUGAGCAACUCGCAGCAGAGCGUGCAGACCUUGUCCCUGUGGCUCAUCCACCACCGCAAGCACUCGCGGCCCAUCGUCACCGUGUGGGAGCGGGAGCUGCGGAAAGCCAAACCAAACAGGAAGCUUACUUUUCUCUACCUGGCCAAUGAUGUCAUUCAGAACAGCAAAAGAAAGGGACCAGAGUUUACAAAAGAUUUUGCACCAGUUAUAGUGGAAGCUUUUAAGCAUGUUUCAAGUGAAACUGAUGAAAGUUGUAAGAAGCACCUUGGACGAGUGUUGUCUAUUUGGGAAGAAAGAUCUGUUUAUGAAAAUGAUGUAUUAGAACAACUUAAGCAAGCUCUGUAUGGUGACAGGAAGCCUAGGAAGAGAACUUAUGAACAGAUAAAGGUGGAUGAAAAUGAAAACUGUUCCUCUCUGGGAUCUCCAAGUGAACCACCACAGACUCUAGAUCUCGUUAGAGCAUUACAAGAUCUAGAAAAUGCAGCUUCAGGUGAUGCAGCAGUACACCAGAGGAUAGCUUCUUUGCCUGUUGAAGUCCAAGAAGUAUCCCUACUAGAUAAAAUAACAGACAAAGAAUCUGGAGAAAGGCUUUCUAAAAUGGUAGAAGAUGCUUGUAUGUUGCUGGCAGAUUACAAUGGCAGAUUGGCGGCUGAAAUAGAUGAUAGGAAACAACUCACUCGAAUGUUAGCAGAUUUUCUUCGUUGUCAAAAGGAAGCCCUUGCAGAGAAAGAGCAUAAAUUGGAAGAAUACAAGCGCAAGUUAGCCAGAGUUUCCCUGGUGCGCAAAGAACUCAGGUCCCGGAUCCAGAGCCUGCCAGACUUAUCUCGCUUGCCCAAUGUCACUGGCAGCCACAUGCACCUGCCCUUUGCGGGGGACAUCUACAGUGAAGAUUGACGACCAGUCUCUUUCCAGGGCCCAGGACUUUGCAAGAAAUGGAGACAGGUUAGGUGGCUACUAGUGUAGUGUUAUUUUUGUAUAUUGUUGAGAGAGUGACACUAACAAAAAAAUGACAAGUAAUUUAUAAAAUUGUUUAAAAUGUUGGUUUGUUUACUAUUUUAUUGGUAAGUUAACUUUACUUAGUUUAAACAAAGUGGUGAUCUCUGUAUUAAUAAGCUCACAUAUAGUGAUUAUUUUCAAAAAAUCUUUUUGUAAUUUUUUUUUUAAUUCAGGGCCUUGUGAGAUGUUCCAUGUUUCUAUUUCUUCGUGUAUUUUUAUGUUUCUUUUAUUAUCUUAGGUAUCUAAUCACUGUAUAGUAUGUAAUUCUGAAAGGGUGAGAACUAAUCAAGAUUUGGUUGAGACUUUAUUAUGGUAUAGUUAGGAAUUGAUUGUAGAAGGGACACAAUGUUUUAACUUAAUCUUCACCUUCUACCUGACUAAAAUAUCAGUUCUGUGCCUCUCAAUGCCUUUGAUUCCUUAUCCCCUGAGAUGCAUAACAUCCCUAAUGGAUGUUACUUUGAGAAUCAGAUCAGAGCCUAGAGAACUAUCCACACUAACACUCCAGGGAUUCCAUUCCAACUGACAGUGUAGAAUAAAUAAUGUUAAAUAGGGGUCCCCCUCAAUAAAUUGUUCAGGAUUAUUUGAAUAGAUUAAUAUGAAUAUACUUGGGAAUUGUUAUAAAUUUUGACAUUCUACCAAGAGGACAACUUAAAUUCUGGAACCAAUUUAUCUUUAUCACCUCAGUUUUCUUUUAGUAUAAUUGAUCUCUUUAACAUAAAAUCAUCUAUGGGAUUAAAAUGAACAUAAAAUAAUAUUUUCAUUACUUAUUUAGCCAUUUAACUUCAAUAGUAUUUUUAGCUGUUAGCUCAAAAACACAAUACUCAUUACUGUUCAGUAAAAUAGCCUGAAACAUUUUUAGUAUUUCGUUGAGGUUUUUGAAUGACUGUAUAUUUGGAAAUAAAGCAGUGCUGUUCUACAGGGUAGAUCUGGUAAAUAUUAUAUUUGUAUAUUUAGAAUUACCAAAAACAAAUGUACUUUUUACCUUUUAUUUCUAGCCCUGUGUGUUAGAGCAGUUGCAUGUUCUUGUGCUUUCUUUUAAAAUCACAUUGUUAAGCUGUGGAUUUGUACUCAAUAAGUUAGGAUAAACAUUUUUUUCAUUCAUUACAUAUUAGAUCUUUUUCUUUUUGUUGUGUAAGCAGAUUCAAAUUAGAUAGUCAAUAAAACAUUUCUUAAACUCCACAAGCCAAUAUGUCUCACUAGUUUUAAUGGCUUCACUGUUUCUCUCUCAACAUUAUAGUUAAAAUGAAUUAAUAUGUGGAGAAAGCAAAUGUCUAUUUGUAAUAGCUUAUAGUUCUGAAAAACAUUACUUUUCAACAGUUUGACCUCUCUCUAAAACAGAAAUAUAUAAGUAUUCUCCACCCAAACUUGGCUGAUUUCAGUUUUUAACUUUGGGACUCUGGGCAUAAUUUUUUCAGAGAAACAGCAGUUCUUAAGUUUCCUAUGAAUGCCUCAGAAAGCUUACCUCAGAAUCUAAUCCACUUAACCACAAAUGUAUUUGUGAUAUGAUUGUCAGAUUACUACUCUUAGGUCCUGAUCAGCCUUUGUAACAUCAUUUUAAGGAAAUGGUGUGCAGCAGCCAGACCCUCACAUUGGGUGUCUAUCUUAUGUACCUCUGUCCCUAGGUGUAGGAGAUAAGAAAAAGAGCAUGUGGAGAGGGAGGCUAACAAGUGCACAAUUAGAAGACCUGGUUAUACCUAUUCUAAAAGUCUAGUAAGUAAGUUAGUUUGGGUAUUAAAAUGAAAGCAAAAACUUUUGUUAACUUAUUUGCAAUAUCUUGACUUUAUUUAUGAUCUGCUAAAGUAGUGAUUGAUUCACUUAAAAUUUUUUUCCAUUUAAAAUUAAUUUAUAAGGUGUAUGUAGUCCUGGGAAGAUUAAAAUCUAUUAGUUUAUUGAAAUAUUUUCACCAUUUUAGGCAGACUUCUGACUUACUGAUUUUAAUACCAGUAUCUGCUCUAAAUAUUUAUGAUAAAAAUGCAUUAUUUUUUUAAGGAGCUUCAUGUGAUUUGUGAUAAGUGAUAGUACCCAACCUGGAUCCAACCCCAACCCCACUCCUUAACCAUUUCUUCACAAACCCUCAGCUGUUGCUUAAUUCACUAAUUGUAAACAUGAAUGAUACGGUCUGGUUUAGUUUUCAGCCUUAUUUAUGUUAGCUGACAUGAUAAGCCUGAGCAGUAAAUAGUCUUCCUUUCUAAAAGGUAGGCUCUCUUUUCUUUAGAAAUGGGUUUAGGUGGAGGCAAUAUAAUACCAAGUUACAAAUCAUGAACAGUUUUUCUGUUGUGUGAGGCAAAUCAUGCAUCUUUUUGAGUGUAGUUUAGCUUGACUCCUCAGGAGAAAAGCAUAUCACCAUGCUUGAAGUAGGGAAACUAUGGUUUGAAUGGAUACCAUCACUCUUUUUUCCACAAACAGAGCAGAGAGCUGUCUGGAGUGGCAAUUUGAACAGACUCCUUGGCCUUCCCUCUGCUCCUUCCAGCAUUACAGUAAGUAGAAAAAAAAGUGGGGAACUUGGGAGCCUCAGAAAAUCAGCUGUACCUAAUAGCCAACUGUCCCCCCUCUCCCGCCACCCCCAGGAAAACUAGUCCAGAUGCAACUAUUUUGUAUGUUUUCUCACAUGCACUCUGAAGUAGGGUUUUCCUGUAAGAACUGCUUCAUAAUCAGCAAAAUCUGAGAUGACAUCAUCUUGAUUUGCAAAAUUAGAAAGUUAGUCAUUUGUUAGGUAAGUUUCUCAUCUCUUACAAUAUAGUUAUUGAACAGAGGUGAGAAAUCUUUAGAAAGAUAAAAACAAAAGUACCAAUUGGGAAAGUUUGAACAACCUGAUUUCCAUUCUAAAAAUUUACAUUACAUGAAGUAAUAUAAAGCUUUUAAACUGCUUUGUAAUUCUAAUAACAGCGCCUGAAGAUGUAGUCUUUUCAUAGUUGUUGCACUAUAUCAAAGCUUUUUGGUGUAAAUCCAAUUCUUCUCGGUAUUAAAAAAUGGGGGAGUAUUGCAUUACUGAAUUUAUUAAUACAGAGCUUUUGUUGCCAUCUGUAAUCCCAGCCAUCCACACAUGAAUCUGUUCUAAGGGGGCAGCAGCACACGGGAAGAUUAUUUUCCGUUUCUUUACCCCUUUUUUUUUUGGGCUGUAUCUGAUGACAAUAUAAGAUGUUCUUAAUAAAGUUUUAUGUUCUUUUUGAAGUGUGUAGAUUAUUUUUAUGAAUCAAAUGGAUAUGGAAUAAGGGCAGGGGGCAGAUGAAUGAACUGGGAGGGAAACAAAUAACGGGAAAUAUUCAGUGAUGUGAGAAUGGAAAAAAUGCCUAAGGAUAUUCUCUUUGCUUGGCAGUGGUUCUCAAACUUGAGUGUUCAUAAUAACCUGGGGGGUUAUUGGAUAGU